Molecule: messenger RNA, 1479 nt
Organism: Phytomonas sp. EM1
Lineage: Eukaryota; Euglenozoa; Kinetoplastea; Trypanosomatida; Trypanosomatidae
Source: the annotation of a GenBank genome assembly
AUGUUUAAUCCACUAGAGGACUUAUUUGCGGCGGUGGAUCUCACAGGGGCGAGCUUGGUUCUAGAAAAUCCUACCCUCCUAGGGGAGGUUGGUGGGGUGUUGUAUGGCGACAGCCAACGAGAUAGCUAUCUCCGGGAUGGCGGUGCCAUAUACCCUUCUCCCCAGCUACUCAACAACACGGUGGUUGGGUAUGACGGCAAGGACAGUCUUGGUUAUUUCUUGCGAACUCAAGGCGGUGGCAAACACACCUCACCCAUCAAGGAACUGUGCUUUUACACACCGUAUCGUAUGUUCAAUAAGGUGUUACGUGCAGCAGCGUUUUUAUUUCCCGCAAUCCGAGUUAUAUUCCCUUCUGCGGUGCCGAAACGCUCCCCAUUAUCACUGCGUUAUGCAGCUUUAGAACGCCGAGCUAACAUCAACAGCUCCGAGCGGAUCACAGCCCUUAGCUUCCAUCCUUAUUUAAUGAUCCUUGCCAUUGCGUUGGAUGAGGGUGGUCCGGAUGGGAGCGCCCGUGUUGUAAUUUACGACGUCGCGAGAAACCAGCACCUGGCGGUGCUCUCCAACGCCUUCCAAAAGGAGGUCCAGGUAGUGGCGUGGAAGCCCCUGUCCAAAGAGGUGUUGGCGGUGGGUUGCCGAGGUGGUGUGCUGCUGUGGACCCUCAACGGAUGUAUCCGAGUGGGCAGUGGGGGCGUCAACCCCAACGGCGGCGGCGGUGAUGGGAUGUCAAACACCGCGACGUAUCCUGCCACCAGCGCGAAGGAAGGGGUGGUGCCCCAUGCGCUGUUCUACCAAUGCACCCGAGGCGUCGCGGUAACCUCGAUGAGCUUCUCCUCGAUAGAUGGGCGCUACGUGGCGUGUGGAAGCUGCGAGCACACACACCUCCGGGUGCUGGAUACGAGCUACGGCCCGCAGGAGGCGAAUAGCUGUGUGUGUAAUAUCGUACCAAGUAUAGAUGGCGGGGUUGAAUCUCUUGUUUUCGCGACGGACGACUCCUCUAUCAUUUCCUCGGUGUGUGAGGCUCCAAUUUUAUGUGUUACUAACGUCAGACGAUCUGCCUUUGGCACCGCUUGGAUUUAUACACCCGCACCGGUGAACGAAAUCGCCAAAGCUACGGGUAUCGGCAUCAAUUAUUACUUUCUGUGCUCACGCAGCAUGGAAGGGGUCCUGCUCGCCAAGGUGAACGCCUUUGUAGGUAUUGAGGUAGUGAGUGUAAUCUCAACCAGUCUUUGUCGUAGUGUUGGCGGAAAUGUGCGGGCGAUGACCUGCAGUAAGAGGCGUCUGUGGAUUGCAUUAGAGACAGGUCAUCUGUUGGUAUGCCAUUACAACAUUCAUGAAGGUGCGGUAUCGGUGAUCCCGAUCGGUGCCGCCGCGAUGGAGGUAACUCACCUCGCAUCAUUUGAUGGGUGCUCGAGCGGGUCCUUGUUGGCAAUAGUCGAACGAGCGGACUCCGUCUGCUUUCUACCAUCCUACCAUAUCUAA